AUGGCGACGCUCCUGGUAGCAAUCUGCCGUCGCUAUGGCGGCAGCAGGCCCCUGACCAUCAAGCUGAGGAAGCGGAAGCCGGACAAGAAGGUGGAGUGGUCCAGCGACACGGUGGACAAUGAGCACUUGGGCCGGAGGUCGUCCAAAUGCUGCUGCAUCUACGAGAAGCCACGGGCCUUCGGCGAAAGCUCUACGGAGAGCGAGGAUGAAGACGACGAGGGCUGCGGCAACGCCCACUGCAUCCGGGGCCACAGGAAGGGGGAACGCCCGGGCCGGGGUGCCGGGAGCAGCCCCCGCAAGAGCGAGCCGCCCGGCCAGGACCAGGCUGCAGCCAUGCAGCACUAAACUCCCCCACCCCGCAGGACUGUCCGGGGCACCGCGGGGGAUGCGGGCGUGUCCGUCCGUCUGUCUGUGAGCCUGGUGACCUUUGAGCUGCUGUCGUCUUCUGUCCGUCCCGUCCAGCGCCCCGGCGCGGAAUGUACCGAGCGACGGGCCGGCUGCGCCUCUGUGCUUCUCC
Messenger RNA from Pelodiscus sinensis (Chinese soft-shelled turtle), 517 nucleotides. The record is from RefSeq and is a predicted model, not a curated record. Lineage: Eukaryota; Metazoa; Chordata; Testudines; Trionychidae.